Molecule: messenger RNA, 3873 nt
Organism: Sapajus apella (tufted capuchin)
Lineage: Eukaryota; Metazoa; Chordata; Mammalia; Primates; Cebidae
Gene: ITGB1
Product: integrin subunit beta 1
Exons: 17
Coding region: 222-2627 (801 amino acids)
Biological process (GO): cell migration; cell adhesion mediated by integrin; integrin-mediated signaling pathway
Cellular component (GO): cell surface; integrin complex; focal adhesion
Molecular function (GO): fibronectin binding; integrin binding; collagen binding involved in cell-matrix adhesion
Source: RefSeq, a predicted model, not a curated record
CGGGAUCCGACGCGCAGAGGAGGCGGGGCCGCGGCUGGUUUCCUGCCGGGGGGCGGCUCAGGGCCGCCGAGUCCCCUCCCCCCGCCCCUGAGGGGAGGAGCCGCCGCCCGCCGCGCCCGUGACCUGGGAGGCCCCGCCAGCCCGCGGGAGAGGCCGAGCGGGAGCCGCGGAGCAGCAGGCCCGAACCCACCGCGCCGGGGCCCGGACGCCGCGCGGAGAAGAUGAAUUUACAACUGAUUUUCUGGAUUGGACUGAUCAGUUCAGUUUGCUGUGUGUUUGGCCAAACAGAUGAAAAUAGAUGUUUAAAAGCAAAUGCCAAAUCAUGUGGAGAGUGUAUACAAGCAGGACCAAAUUGUGGGUGGUGCACAAAUUCAACAUUUUUACAAGAAGGAAUGCCUACUUCUGCACGAUGUGAUGACUUAGAAGCCUUAAAAAAGAAAGGUUGCCCUCCAGAUGACAUAGAAAAUCCCAGAGGCUCCAAAGAUAUAAAGAAAAAUAAAAAUGUAACCAACCGUAGCAAAGGAACAGCAGAGAAGCUCAAGCCAGAGGAUAUUACUCAGAUCCAACCACAGCAGUUGGUUUUGCGAUUAAGAUCAGGGGAGCCACAGACAUUUACGUUAAAAUUCAAGAGAGCUGAAGACUAUCCUAUUGACCUCUACUACCUUAUGGACCUGUCUUACUCAAUGAAAGAUGAUUUAGAGAAUGUAAAAAGUCUUGGAACAGAUCUGAUGAACGAAAUGAGGAGGAUUACUUCCGACUUCAGAAUUGGAUUUGGCUCAUUUGUGGAAAAGACUGUGAUGCCUUACAUUAGCACAACACCAGCUAAGCUCAGGAAUCCUUGCACAAGUGAACAGAACUGCACCAGCCCAUUUAGCUACAAAAAUGUGCUCAGUCUUACUAAUAAAGGAGAAGUAUUUAAUGAACUUGUAGGAAAACAGCGCAUAUCUGGAAAUUUGGAUUCUCCAGAAGGUGGUUUUGAUGCCAUCAUGCAAGUUGCAGUUUGUGGAUCACUGAUUGGCUGGAGGAAUGUUACCCGGCUGCUGGUGUUUUCCACAGAUGCCGGGUUUCACUUUGCUGGAGAUGGGAAACUUGGUGGCAUUGUUUUACCAAAUGAUGGACAAUGUCACCUGGAAAACAAUAUGUACACAAUGAGCCAUUAUUAUGAUUAUCCUUCUAUUGCUCACCUUGUCCAGAAACUCAGUGAAAAUAAUAUUCAGACGAUUUUUGCAGUUACUGAAGAAUUUCAGCCUGUUUACAAGGAACUGAAAAACUUGAUCCCUAAGUCAGCAGUAGGAACAUUAUCUGCAAAUUCUAGCAAUGUAAUUCAGUUGAUCAUUGAUGCAUACAAUUCCCUUUCCUCAGAAGUCAUUUUGGAAAACGGCAAAUUAUCGGAAGGAGUAACAAUAAGUUACAAAUCUUACUGCAAGAAUGGGGUGAAUGGAACAGGGGAAAAUGGAAGAAAAUGUUCUAAUAUUUCCAUUGGAGAUGAGGUUCAAUUUGAAAUUAGCAUAACUUCAAAUAAAUGUCCAAAGAAGGAUUCUGACACCUUUAAAAUUAGGCCUCUGGGCUUUACAGAGGAAGUAGAGGUUAUUCUUCAGUACAUCUGUGAAUGUGAAUGCCAAAGCGAAGGCAUCCCCGGCAGUCCCAAGUGUCAUGAAGGAAACGGAACGUUUGAGUGUGGCGCAUGCAGGUGCAACGAGGGGCGUGUUGGUAGACACUGUGAAUGUAGCACAGAUGAAGUCAACAGUGAAGACAUGGACGCUUACUGCAGGAAAGAAAACAGUUCAGAAAUCUGCAGUAACAAUGGAGAGUGCAUCUGUGGACAGUGUGUUUGUAGGAAGAGGGAUAAUACAAAUGAAAUUUAUUCUGGCAAAUUCUGCGAGUGUGAUAAUUUCAACUGCGAUAGAUCCAAUGGCUUAAUUUGUGGAGGAAAUGGUGUUUGCAAGUGUCGUGUGUGUGAGUGCUACCCCAACUACACUGGCAGUGCGUGUGACUGUUCUUUGGAUACUAGUACUUGCGUAGCCAGCAACGGACAGAUCUGCAAUGGUCGGGGCAUCUGUGAGUGUGGUGUCUGUAAGUGUACAGAUCCGAAGUUUCAAGGGCAAACGUGUGAGAUGUGUCAGACCUGCCUUGGUGUCUGUGCUGAGCAUAAAGAAUGUGUUCAGUGCAGAGCCUUCAAUAAAGGAGAAAAGAAAGACACAUGUGCACAGGAAUGUUCAUAUUUUAACAUUACCAAGGUAGAAAGUCGGGAAAAAUUGCCCCAGCCAGUCCAACCUGAUCCUGUGUCCCAUUGUAAGGAGAAAGAUGUUGAUGACUGUUGGUUCUAUUUUACAUACUCAGUGAAUGGAAACAACGAGAUUAUGGUUCAUGUUGUGGAGAAUCCAGAGUGUCCUACUGGUCCAGACAUCAUUCCAAUUGUAGCUGGUGUGGUUGCUGGAAUUGUUCUUAUUGGCCUUGCAUUACUGCUGAUAUGGAAGCUUUUAAUGAUAAUUCAUGACCGAAGGGAAUUUGCUAAAUUUGAAAAGGAGAAAAUGAAUGCCAAAUGGGACACGCAAGAAAAUCCGAUAUACAAGAGUCCUAUUAAUAAUUUCAAGAAUCCAAACUACGGACGUAAAGCUGGUCUCUAAAUUGCCGGUGAAAAUCCUAUUUAUAAGAGUGCCGUGACAACUGUGGUCAAUCCGAAGUAUGAGGGAAAAUGAGUACUACCUGUGCAAAUCUCAUAACACUGACUGCAAAGUAGCAAUUUUCAUAGUCACAGUUAGGUAGCUUUAGGGCAAUAUUGCCAUGGUUUUACUCAUGUGCAGGUUUUGAAAAUGUACAAUAUGUAUAAUUUUAAAAAUUUUUUUAUUAUUUUGAAAACAAUGUUGUAAUUCAUGCCAGGGACUGACAAAAGACUUGAGACAGGAUGGUUAUUCUUGUCAGCUGAGGUCACAUUGUGCCUUUUGACCUUUUCUUCCUGGACUAUUGAAAUCAAGCUUUUAUUGGGUUAAGUAAUAUUUCUAUAGCGAUUGAAGGGGCAAUAGUUAAAGUAAUGAGCAUGAUGAGAGUUUCUGUUAAUCAUGUAUUAAAACUGAUUUUUAGCUUUACAAAUAUGUCAGAAUGCAGUUAUGCAGAAUCCAAAGUAAAUGUCCUGCCAGCUAGUUAAGGAUUGUUUUAAAUCUAUCGUUUUGCUAUUUGCCUGUUAAUCAUGACUGAUGACAUAUCUGAAAAACAAGUACAUUGAGAGUUGCUGCGUAAAGUAGGUUUGAAAUAGUCUAUCUAUGAAGGCCAUGGGAAAAAUUCAGAGAGUUAGAAAGGAAAAACCAAUAGCUUUAAAACCUGUGUGCCAUUUUAAGAGUUACUUCAUAUAUGGUAACUUUAUGCCUUCCCUUUAUGAAUUCAAGCCUUAGAUAAAAGUACUGAGCAAUUUCCUGCUAAAAAGUCCUUGAUUUAGCACUAUUUACAUAAAGGCCAUACUUUACGAAGUAUUUGCUGAAUGGGGACCUUUUGAGUUGAAUUUAUUUUAUUAUUUUUAUUUUGUUUAAUAUCGGUGCUUUUUAUCACCUUAUCUUUUAAUGUAUUUGUUUGCAAGUUGAGGGUAAGACUUUUUUUUAUCAGUACUUUUUCUUUGACAUUUUAGCUGUAAAUUUGCCUUUUUAAUGAAUGUGUGAAGUUGUACCAUGGCUUACGCAACAGCUAUCACUUAUGCGAGUCUUACUUCGAAUUAUUGCCAUAACAGACCACUGUAUGUUUACUUCUCACCAUUUGAGUUGCCCAUCUUGUUUCAUACUAGUCAUAUUCUUGUUUUAAGUGCCUUUAGUUUUAAUAGUUCACUUUUUACAAUGCUAUUUACUGAAGUUAUUUAUUAAAUAUGCCUAAAAUACUUAAAUCGGA